GAUUCGUGAAGACGACGAGAGGAUGCACUAGAGGCAGAUCAACCCAUUAUCGUUAAAGGGGAAUCGUUUCGGUUCGCCUGCUCAACAGCAUCACACAACCAGUGACUUUUUGUCACGUUCACUCGUUUAAAUUAUAUAGAUAUCUUGGUGAUUGAUUUCUUCAUUCUUGGUUUGCAAUCAUCACAAUCCUUUCAGAAAUCAUGAAGUCUACUACACCAUCAUGGGCUGUUGCCCUUAUGGCGCUGUCUGUCACAGCGCCUCUGUCUGCGGCAGAGGCUGCGCCCGCCGGUGCGGAUGUUGAGCGUCCACAGUAUUACUUUCCGACAUACAUCAAGCGUGACCUUUUCGACGGACUCAAUGGUCUGUUCAACAAUGGCAAGGGCACCACCAUCAAGACUACCAUCGGCGGUUCACCUGCCACGACAGCCCCCACAACUCACCAGCCGACGACCACGCAUCCCACUACCGCGGCGACGACUUCUUCCAAGGAUGAUCUCCUUGCUCCCGUGUUUGGCUUGUUCUCUCCUCCCACGACGACGUCGAAGACCACAGCGGCAGCGCCCACUACUGCAGCGACCACCGCACCCACCACAGCGCCCGUCCUGGUCGGACUGAACACUGUCGUGACCACUUCUCCGACCACAUCGCCUGCAGCCCAGCCUACUACCCAACCCGCUGCCAACAACAACAAUAACAACGGCGGACUCAAUCUCGGACUGAAUCUGGGCGCCAACCUUGGUCUGGGAGGAAACGGAGACUCCAAAACCACAGCGCAGCCAGCACCUACCACGAGUGCGCAAACUACUGCUGCUGACAAGCCGACGACCACCGCUGCUGCUGAUAAAUCGGCUACCACCACCGUUCAGCCUGCGCCUACAACAGCCCAGCCGACUACUGCGGCCAACUCGAACAACAACGAUGGGGGCUUGAACCUUGGUCUCAACCUGGGCGCCAACCUUGGAUUGGGUGGCGGAGACUCGAAAACCACCACACAACCCGCACCGGCCACCACCGCGCAGAACAAUGCUGCACCCACGACGGCCCAGCCCACGACUUCCGCCAACUCGAACAACAACAACAAUGAUGGCGGGUUGAAUCUCGGUCUCGGCCUAGGUGCCAACCUUGGAUUGGGUGGUGGAUCUCAGCCUACGACGCAGCCUGCAGCUACCACUGCUGCACAGAACACUGCUGCACCGACAACAGCUCAACCUGCUCCUUCAAACAACAAUGACGGUGGGUUGAACCUUGGCCUCGGUCUGGGUGCCAACCUUGGAUUGGGUGGAGGAUCUCAGCCUACGACACAACCUGCAGCCACCACUGCAGCUCAGAACACUGCUGCACCGACGACGGCUCAGCCUGCUCCGACGAACAACAAUGACGGUGGGUUGAACCUCGGUCUCGGCCUGGGUGCCAACCUUGGUCUAGGCGGCAACGGCGGUGACUCCAAACCUACGAGCCCUGCUACCGGUGCUGCGGCCACUCAAGCGCCUACUACUGACAACUCCAACAACAACGGCGGUGGUCUUGGCCUGGGUCUCGGUCUCGGUGUCACCGCCGGCCUCGGAGGCUCCGCGCCCGAGACGCACGCCGCGUCCCCAACAUCUGGAGCGACAACCGAAAACUCCAACAACAACAACGGCGGUGGUCUCGGCCUAGGUCUCGGUCUCGGUGUUACAGCUGGUCUCGGAGGAGCCUCGCCUACGACAGCUCCAUCCACUGGAUCUACUCCCUCUACUGAGAACCCCAACAACAACAACGGCGGCGGUCUUGGCCUCGGACUUGGGGUCGGUGUCACCGCUGGCCUGGGUGGCUCAUCGCCCGAGACACACGCGGCAUCUCCGACUGCCGGAGCGACCACCGAUAACUCGAACAACAACGGAGGUCUUGGUCUUGGUCUUGGUCUCGGCGUCACUGCCGGCCUCGGAGGCUCGCCGACUACUGUUCCAUCUACCGGGUCAACUCCCUCCACCGACAACGGUGGCCUCGGCCUUGGUAUCGGUGUCACUGCCGGUCUCGGCGGCUCUAACCCAACCCAGGGUGCUACUACCAACAACGGUGGUGGUCUCGGCAUCGGUAUCGGUGCGACUGCGAACCUUGGUGGCAGCCCAGCACCUACCUCGUCCUUCACAUAUGCCGGCACCGAUGCUCCGGCUCCGACUACAUCACCUGACAGUGGUCUUGGUCUUGGUAUUGGGAUUGGUGCCACCGUAGGCGGUACUGGUUCGUCGCAAAACACUGCUGGACUUGGCAUCACGAUCGGAAAUGGAGGCACUGCAGCAACCACCACCAGUGCUCCCUUUACCUAUGCAGGCACUGAUGCGGUACCAACCACAACUGCUGGCAGCUCUCCUACUGGUCUGGACACUAACUUGCCUCCAAUCGUCACCGGCUCAACCCAAGCCACAGGCGCCACCACUGGUGCCACCACAGGUGCUACUACCGGUACUACAGGCACUGGUCUCACCACUGGCCUUGUCAACCGACACCACUGAUUCCACCGCCGCAACAACCAGUGUUCCUGCCAAGAUCA
Molecule: messenger RNA, 2530 nt
Organism: Dissoconium aciculare CBS 342.82
Lineage: Eukaryota; Fungi; Ascomycota; Dothideomycetes; Mycosphaerellales; Dissoconiaceae
Exons: 3
Coding region: 201-2492 (763 amino acids)
Source: RefSeq, a predicted model, not a curated record